GUAGUCUACUUUCUGAACAUCUGAUUGGCACCAUAAAUGUGAGAAGAGAUCAUUGUGAGGUUUGCACGAUUUCGGCGUUUACUAAUUAAUUGCAUAUCAGAAAAAAUGAGUAGUUAGUAAUUUCUUAUUGAAUUGAAGCAAACAUCUUAGAAAUUUUUACGUACGAAAUUGGUUAGAUAAUACUUUCGAUAUUUAUGGAUUAUUAAAUGAACGUUGUAUCAGUGAUUAAGUUUGAAUUAAAUAAAUAUUUAUAGAUUCUCAAGAUGUCAAACCUAACAAACUUUGUGUCAACUGCACUGAAAGUAUGGGUUCCUCAAAUGACAACAGUUCGCUUUCGUUAUUGGGCUGAUAAGAAGAGACUUAUAAGAAACUAUGGAUACAAAGAGAUCCUAAAUCAAAAAGGACUUCUAGCACAUACUGGUGGUGACAAACCAAUACGGCCAAUGCCUAUAUAUCGUCCUGAUAAUUCAUGGUCUGAAAGAAAAGCACUUUUUGGUCAAAAUGACUACAUUGACAUUCUUGGUACCCAAGAACUUCCAGUUACAAAGAUAAUGUAUAAUGUUCCCAAGUGGCUUAGAGGAGUCAGAGGGGAUAAUGAACUGCAAGUUCUUAUCCGAAAAAAGAAAGCACUGAGACUUGGCGUUUAUCCAAUUGCCAGGCCCACAAAGUGGAAGGAAUUGAAUUCAAGAAUCAUGUAUCUUUAUAAGUUCAUGAAUCGUAAAACUAGAACAUGGAUGUCCAAACAGUAAGAUAAUGUACUUUAAGAUCUUUUUAAUAAAAUUAUAUAAGUUGUUAACGUA
Molecule: messenger RNA, 800 nt
Organism: Nasonia vitripennis (jewel wasp)
Lineage: Eukaryota; Metazoa; Arthropoda; Insecta; Hymenoptera; Pteromalidae
Gene: mRpL51
Product: 39S ribosomal protein L51, mitochondrial
Exons: 2
Coding region: 264-749 (161 amino acids)
Biological process (GO): translation
Cellular component (GO): mitochondrial large ribosomal subunit
Molecular function (GO): structural constituent of ribosome
Source: RefSeq, a predicted model, not a curated record